AAGACCGUGUAGCAGACACAUCUGUUUUGACAUUUAACAGGUGAGCUCGGGAGUGCUGUCUGGAUAGUCCGGAAUCGGUUCGGUGUCACGAUGUUAGACCCGAGAGCACUGCACGAUGGGACCAAACAAGUCUCUACCUUUGCUGUUGCCAUACCUUUCAUCCUAGUUACGACCUUGGUCAUGAUACUUCGGCUUCAUGUACGAUUACGCCUCCUGCAGGGUGGGUUAGGUAUAGACGAUUGCUUGCUCCUCAUCGGGUACAUAUUCACGAUCGCACUCUCCAUAGCCACGAUGAUCUGUGGAUGGUAUGGAGUAGGCACUCAUUGUAGGCAAACUAACAGCGACCGGUCUGAGAUACUGACGAUGAAUACAGUCAGAGACAUACCUACCGAAAAUAUGACACCACUACUCAAGUCAAAUUACUCGACUCGUCUGCUGUACACCAUCGCUCUUGGCUUCGUUAAAUCUAGCAUUCUUGUCUUCUAUAUGCGGCUCGAUCAUCGCAAAUUCACCAGAUUGGCCGUUUGGUUCCUUCUGGCCUUCGUAGUAGCGUUGUCUAUCACAACCUUCUUCUUUCUCGCAUUUGUAUGCGUUCCGCCAUCCUUGUUCUGGGACUUGGUAGGACAAGCGGCAGCGCCAGAAAAAUGCUUGGACCAGUCAACACAGCAGAUGUUUUUCAAUCUGAAUGGGAUAUGCAACAUCAUACAAGAUAUCAGUAUAUACCUGCUUCCAAUUCCGAUGCUGUGGAAUCUUCAAAUGCCGCUGCGUCAGAAGCUGGCUCUUGGGGCGCUUUUCAGCGUUGGACUUAUCGCUGUCGCAGCUAGCUGCGUACGCUUCUACUACGUCCUUUUCCUUGCCAACGAAGCCGAUAUCUGGUAUUACAUGGCCGACUCCCUCAACUGGUGCAACAUCGAGAUCUACGCUGCGAUUAUCUGUAGCUCUGCGUCGACCUUCAAGGCCUUGCUCAAGACCUACCUACCCAGAUUUUGGGGUUCUUCGCAAAGGAGCGCUCCUGAAGACGCCGACCACAGCUACGAUCGGUCGGAUAACGGGCGUUUUUCGAUGAAACCGCAUGGCACGUCCUCGUCAACCAAGUCGCACAGCAAUAGGAAAUAUGGAGUCACGGAUCUGACAAAUAUCGAAAAUGAGAGCGAGGAGGCCAUUGUGACGAAUGCGAACGCACAAGUACGUGUGAGCCGACGGAAAUAGUUGGGUGUAUCAUGCGAUGUUGGUUGAGACGAGGUCGAAUGAAAAUGCAACUGUUGACCAGCUACUCCUGGGAGCUAUC
This is a messenger RNA of Boeremia exigua, 1288 nucleotides long. RefSeq lists its product as uncharacterized. The record is from RefSeq and is a predicted model, not a curated record. The transcript is spliced from 4 exons. NCBI's taxonomy places the organism in Eukaryota, Fungi, Ascomycota, Dothideomycetes, Pleosporales, Didymellaceae. Bases 91 to 1209 code for a protein of 372 amino acids.